Cryptomeria japonica (Japanese cedar) is the source of this 1428-nucleotide messenger RNA. RefSeq names its product protein trichome birefringence-like 43. The transcript has 5 exons. Gene Ontology annotation, molecular function: O-acetyltransferase activity. The record is from RefSeq and is a predicted model, not a curated record. Gene Ontology annotation, cellular component: Golgi apparatus. Lineage: Eukaryota; Viridiplantae; Streptophyta; Pinopsida; Cupressales; Cupressaceae. The coding region runs from base 17 to 1099 and encodes 360 amino acids.
ACAAUCCACCACCAAAAUGAUGACUGCAAUUCCUACUCUCCUGCUCUGUUUCUUAUCACUCAAUCAUGUUUCUGCCCAAGCUACACAGAAACAAAUCAGGGAUUUUGAAGUUCAUAAAAGACAAGAUUGUGACACACAAACAAAUUGCAAUUUGUUCUCUGGGAAAUGGGUCCAUGAUCCCUCCUAUCCUCUCUAUGAGCCUUCAGAAUGUCCUUACGUUUCGAAAGAAUUCGAUUGCAAAGCAAAUGGUAGACCAGAUUCUGGUUAUCAGGAGUGGAGAUGGCAGCCAAAUGGCUGUGAUGUUCCAAGGUUCAGUGCCAGGCGCUUGCUGGAGAAACUGAAAGGGAAGAAAGUAGCUUUUGUUGGUGACUCCAUAACCCAAAACCAGUUUCAGUCUCUGGUCUGCCUUGUCUAUAAAGAGUUUCCAACUACAUUCGUUCCCACCAGUCACUUGAAUAAUAAAUUCAUUUCUACUGAAUAUGAUUUUUCCAUCGAAUUUUUCUGGUCUCCAUUUUUGGUUGAUCUUGAGAUCACUAAUGAGAUGAAAGUAAUUCUUCAUGUGGAUGAGAUCCAAAACAACUCAGUUCAUUGGACAGCUGAUAUCCUCGUCUUUGAGUCAUCUAAAUGGUGGCCAGAAGUUUUGGGCAGACAAAGAUGGGACAUAGCUAUGGAAGGCCAAAAAAAUUAUACCGACAUGAAGCCACUGGUAGCUUACAAGAAGGCACUGACUACAUGGUCACAAUGGGUAUCUUCAAAUGUGAAUCCCCAAACCCUGGUCUUCUUUCGCAGCAACUCAUACAGCCAUUAUAACAGGAAGAGAAGAUGCGCGAGUGAGAAGAAGCCCAUUCAAGAUCCCUCAUACAACCCUCAUCCAACUGUUUACUCCGCCAUACUCCAGCAAGUUCUGAGCACCACUAAAUUUCCAGUAAAAUUCUUGAAUACCUCCCUUAACUCAGCACUUCGCAAAGAUGGGCAUCCAUCAAUGUACACAAAUCUCAACAAUAUUGGACCUGAGCACCAAGAUUGUACCCACUGGUGUUUGCCAGGCAUUCCUGAUAGCUGGAACCAGCUACUUUAUGCGACCUUAUUGGGGGCCUAACCAUUACACCUUAUUUUCUUCGGAUGUGUCUAUUCUGGCUCCAAAACGACAGUACGGAUUGACUAACACACAUGUUAGUUGCGCGUUUUACACCGUCGAUUUUGCGAUUAACGGUUGCUAUUGACUAACUUGUCUCUAACACACUGUACGAAAGGUCCGUUUUGGAGCCAGAAUAGACACAGCCCUGCUCUUCAUGGGUGCAAUCAAAAUCCUCGUCAAUGUAGUUUUAAAAAUUAAAAAACUCAUUUCUGACAAUGGAGUUCCUCGUGAAUGUAGUUUUAAAAAUGAAAUAUCUCAUUACUCUAUCAGAGUAUCUGUUCAGGGUUGUA